This is a messenger RNA of Neurospora hispaniola, 1149 nucleotides long. RefSeq lists its product as uncharacterized. NCBI's taxonomy places the organism in Eukaryota, Fungi, Ascomycota, Sordariomycetes, Sordariales, Sordariaceae. The transcript is spliced from 3 exons. The record is from RefSeq and is a predicted model, not a curated record. The coding region runs from base 1 to 1149 and encodes 382 amino acids.
AUGGAUAUGCCAGCUAGGACCAGCUUACCAUCAAGUUUCGACCGGUCAGAGCUAGAAAUCACAGCCAGGACCCGUACAUCAUCAAGUUUCAAAGGUUCCGAGAUGUCUGUUUCAAGGACUGCAACAAACAUCCCCAUGCCGAUGUCAGAACCUACGUUGCCCAAAGAAGAAACAACGAGAGAAGUAGCAGAUGUCACGGACAGAACUUCGUCUGAAAAGACAUUACUAUCAGCGGUGUCGACAACCACAAGCACGACUGCGCCUGGUGAUAACAAUGUUCCUAAGGAGCCAUCAUCAUGUUGUGUAACACAAUCAACUGUUCAGCCCAAGGCAGUCAAACACAAGAAGCCCACCACGGACUAUGUCCGCCUAAAGUGGGAGAGAGACUCUAACAUCAGGGACUAUGUUCAUCGAAAAGACCCGAUGAAUUGUGAACAAUGCGGAUUGGGCAUACACGGCGAGAAAGUCCCUAUUGACGGGAUAGUGCUUCGAUACUCACAGUAUCAAAAGAAAGACACCCAGAUCGAUCCCCCUAUGUCCUUAACAGGCGACACCACAAACGACCAGGCAGCAGCGCUUACUAUCCCGAUACCACAGUACCUCAAAAUCGACAAACCCCGAAGAUUCUUUACAAAGGGCCGUAUCUUCAAGACUGUCUGGUUCGAGCCCUUCGGCGAUUACUCCGCCUCCCUUCGCGCCCGACCCGCCGAGCUUGCCUGCCCCGAGAGUUGCCCCAACUAUAACAAGGAAAAGCCCUACGAGCAUUUCCGGUGGUUCGUGGUAAUUCGCAAGCAGCUGCACCACUCGCUGUGCUUUGCCAUCGUUAACGGAGGGGCAAAAUCCAUGGCCAAGAACCGAGCCAGAGGCGAGCACCUGGCCGUGCUGUACUCGACUAGUGUGCCGCCAGCGGAGCCGGACAAGGAGGAGGGCAUCAUGUUUGGGCCACUCGCGGUUAUUUUGGAGGAAGGGAAACAGAAUAUCAGCCCAUUGGCGAGGCUGGAUUGUAGUAGGGUGUUUACGGUGGAGGAUGAUUUGAAGGUCAUGAAGAUUGGGAGGGUGCAUCCGGAUUUUCACGGGAAACUGGAUGAGUACUACUAUGAAGCAUGCUUCAAGGAACCGGUGAAGCAAGUGCAGGCUAAUGGGACUUGA